AUGCUAGAGCUAAUGUUGGGCCAAAUCGCGAACUAUUGUCCAAUAAUCUUUCGUAACACUAUUGUGAAAAAUAGCAUAUCAAUUGAGUUCAUAUGGAAUGCUAUUCACCUGCAUUUUGGUUUUCAAGCUACUGGUGCCCAUUUUGUGGAUUUUAACAACAUCAAGCUACAACCUGACAAGCGCCUUGAGGACCUGUCUCAACGUCUUAUAGCAUUUGUCGAGGACAGUCUCCUGAGUUCUAGUGGUAACAUCACACAUCAUAAUGAGCAAAUUACAGAAGAUGAGGAACUUUCUCCCACUUUGGAAAAUUUUGUUGUUCUCACAUGGCUUCGCGUUAUUAACCCAGCCCUCCCAAAUCUUAUCAAACAGUGUUAUGGAACCGGACUCCACUCCCGAACUCUUGCUUCCAUAAAGCCUGAAAUUUCACAAGCUGUGAGCUCAUUGCUUGAUGAAAUUGCAUCAAAUGAUGAAGCAAAAGUUAUGUGCACUCAAACAUUUAGGAGAGGCCCUAGUAGACGUCUACCUGUACCAGCAAUGAGGCAAUCUGGGUCUACACGUCUGUGUGAGAAGUCAUGUCCCUUAUGUAAACAAGCAAGUCGCCCUGACAACCACUUUCUUAGCGAAUGCAGAUUUCUCCCUGAAAGAGACUGGAAGUACAUGGCUAAGGCAAGGCAGAUAGCCUCUAUCCUGGAAGAUGAUGAAGAAUGUUUCGAUGAUGCUGCAGUGGAAGAUUACCCCCACAGUAAUGAUGUACCAGAAUUUCCAGUUCCUGCCAGUCGCCUAGUCCAAGUGCGUCAGUCACCGUACAUCAAUGUAUUAAUUAGCCAUCACACAGUUCGUGUCACUAUUGAUAGUGGAGCAACUUGCAACAUGAAUCGUGCAUCAACCGUGAAGUGACUUGGAGCCAACAUUAAAGCUAGCUCCCAAUCCGCACGACAGGCUGACGGCCAUUCACCCUUGGAAGUCAUUGGUGAAACUCGCAUAACAUUCACAAGAGAAAAAUAUGAGCUGUGCUUUGAGGGAUUGGUUGUGGAAAAUCUGGAUGUUGAGAUCCUUGCUGGUACUCCAUUCAUGGAAGCUAAUGCCAUAUCCGUCAGACCUGCUCGACACACAGUUCUCAUUUGUGACACUUCCUACACAUAUGGAUCAAACAAAACCAAGUCACCAGCUGUACGAUGCGCUGUUGUUCUCAUAGCUCCUUCAACCUCUACCACUAUUUGGCCUGGUGAAUUUAUUGAAAUAGCACUGCCAGACGGUAUCCCUGACAACGUGUAUGCUCUUGAACCUCGCACUGAUGCCCCAAGUGCUUGA
Messenger RNA from Paramuricea clavata, 1311 nucleotides. Lineage: Eukaryota; Metazoa; Cnidaria; Anthozoa; Malacalcyonacea; Plexauridae. The record is from the annotation of a GenBank genome assembly.